Molecule: messenger RNA, 960 nt
Organism: Saccharomyces paradoxus
Lineage: Eukaryota; Fungi; Ascomycota; Saccharomycetes; Saccharomycetales; Saccharomycetaceae
Gene: ASC1
Product: 40S ribosomal protein RACK1
Exons: 2
Coding region: 1-960 (319 amino acids)
Biological process (GO): positive regulation of protein phosphorylation; rescue of stalled cytosolic ribosome
Cellular component (GO): nucleus; cytosol
Molecular function (GO): translation regulator activity; protein kinase C binding; ribosome binding
Source: RefSeq, a predicted model, not a curated record
AUGGCAUCUAACGAAGUUUUAGUUUUGAGAGGUACCUUGGAAGGUCACAACGGUUGGGUCACAUCUUUGGCUACUUCUGCUGGUCAACCAAACCUAUUGUUGUCUGCUUCCCGUGAUAAGACUUUGAUCUCCUGGAAGUUGACUGGUGACGACCAAAAGUUCGGUGUCCCAGUCAGAUCUUUCAAGGGUCACAGUCACAUCGUUCAAGACUGUACUUUGACUGCUGACGGUGCUUACGCUUUGUCUGCUUCUUGGGACAAGACCUUGAGAUUAUGGGAUGUUGCCACCGGUGAAACCUACCAAAGAUUUGUCGGUCACAAGUCCGAUGUUAUGUCCGUUGACAUUGACAAGAAGGCUUCCAUGAUUAUCUCUGGUUCCCGUGACAAGACCAUUAAGGUCUGGACUAUUAAGGGUCAAUGUUUGGCUACCUUGUUGGGUCACAAUGACUGGGUUUCCCAAGUCAGAGUUGUUCCAAACGAAAAGGCUGAUGAUGACUCUGUCACCAUCAUUUCCGCCGGUAACGACAAGAUGGUUAAGGCUUGGAACUUAAACCAAUUCCAAAUUGAAGCUGACUUCAUUGGUCACAACUCUAACAUCAACACUUUGACUGCUUCCCCAGACGGAACUUUGAUUGCUUCCGCUGGUAAGGAUGGUGAAAUUAUGUUGUGGAACUUGGCUGCUAAGAAGGCCAUGUACACUUUGUCUGCUCAAGACGAAGUUUUCUCUUUAGCUUUCUCUCCAAACAGAUACUGGUUGGCUGCUGCCACUGCUACCGGUAUUAAGGUCUUUUCUUUGGACCCACAAUACUUGGUCGAUGACUUGAGACCAGAAUUCGCCGGUUACAGUAAGGCUGCUGAACCACAUGCUGUUUCUUUGGCUUGGUCUGCUGACGGUCAAACUUUGUUUGCCGGUUACACCGACAAUGUCAUCAGAGUUUGGCAAGUUAUGACUGCUAACUAA